This is a messenger RNA of Nematocida major, 1950 nucleotides long. RefSeq lists its product as uncharacterized. The record is from RefSeq and is a predicted model, not a curated record. The transcript has a single exon. Bases 1 to 1950 code for a protein of 649 amino acids. NCBI's taxonomy places the organism in Eukaryota, Fungi, Microsporidia.
AUGCACGCAGAUGCUGGCCCCAAUACAGAAAAGGAGCGUAGAAUCUGCAAAAAGGCAUGUAAAAACAACAAAAGCAACAAAUAUGUGCUAGAACAAGUGACAGCCGACUCCUUAGAAAGGGCUAACGAAAAAGUACGCAAUCACUUGAAAACCCACUUGAUUAAAGACCGGCCUGUGCUAACCAUAAAAGGCAGCACACCAGAAGACAAACAAAAUAAAAGCGAAAAAAAGCUGCGGGAUCUGGCCAACGCAAUGGCCAUAGCGCUUAGGAUGCAUGCAUGCAGCCGCGAAGAGAUGCAGCCUUAUAUUUUGGAUGUGCGCAAGUCCCUAAACUCCGUAGAACGCGAUGUGCGCCUAGAUUUUGUCCGAAAUAACCUCGCGGACAUAUGGAGGUACGCCCUUGUGGAAAAUGGAUGCAAGGAGGUAGUGCGUAUUGACAGCUCCAAAAGUUUGUCGCUUGCUGUGCACAACGUAAUGCAGCAACAUUAUAUGCGCAUGUACAGAAUUCUUAUGGAUGCAUGGGAAGUUACAGACCUAGAAAUGUUCAUUGCUGUUCUUCAGGCUGCCAUGACAGGAGUUGUUCCCAUAAUGGUCAUUUCUUGCUCUUCGAAUGCUUCGGAGGAAACAGAUUCGCUGCGAUCGCGCGUCGCCAAGUGCUUUGACAUGAUGAAAUGCACUUUUUGCAACAUAUAUAUGCUGCUUAUUGGCAAGAGCCCGUCUUACUCCAUAAACAGAAAUGAGGUAUACUAUGGAGAUAUUUCAAGAUGCUACGACAGCUACAACCCAUAUGAAGUUAUAUAUGGCUGCGAAUUCAACAAUUUGGGCAGCCUAAUCGAGGUUUGCAGACAGCAAAACAUAUAUCCAUUCUACAUGAAAGAAAAAGAAGAAGUGAAGGUGGAAACAAAAGCAGAAAUAGAACCAGAAGCAGGAGAAGAAAAAGAAGAAAACAUUAUAGACAGGCUUUUAUACUAUCUUGACAUGCUAAAGGUUUUUGAUGAUCACAACCUCUUGGAAUACCGUCACAUCUGUAACGGAAAUUAUGUCAAAAGGAAGUAUAAAAAGAGUCGUAAGUUUAGACCUUAUGGGUUGUUUUUUAGGAAAACGUAUCUUAAUCUUUUCACCUUACGAAUGAGCAAUAUGUUUUCGUGGAUAAAAGGACUUGAGUGUGCAACGACUCAUUCUUCCGGCAAUCAGCCAAAGGGUGCAGAACCAUGGGAAUGCAUUGACUCUAGGAUACUAAAAGCCAAUGAAAAACACAUAAAGUGCAAGCCGGCGAUGUAUAUGCAUCAAAAAGUUAUGAACGCUGCUCAAGCUAUAACUUCCUUUGGAGCCGACCUAUAUCGUAGAGGAGCGUCUAGGUUCCAAAGUUGCUUUGCCAUUGAAGAGCCGGAAACCAUGGACAGUAAGGAUUUGAUCUACCACAAACAAAUGAAUGACGUGUUCAAAUCAUACCCAAUUCACAUCAAGCCACCCCUCUUCAAAAUCGAAGACACGAUAUGUGAGCUAGAAGAGAACACGCUGAAUUCCGAAACUUCGCUUAAGUUGUAUCUAAAGAUGGCAAAAAUACUAAGACAUCACUUCUGCUUGAUUGAUAUAUUGAAAAAUGGAUCCAAUCAAGAUCUGUCCAAGGUGGUCCGCAUUGCUACCUGUAUGAAAAAGGUGUUUAAGCGAGUUCUGAAAAACAAUUUAUAUCUAUACGUAAUUUCCGACGCCAAGAAAGACCCUGUGCUAGCCCAGGAAAAAUACAACCAGAAUGAAACAAGGUUGUUGUCGAGAAGCGACUUAUAUUCCUUUAUUCGGGAUUUGAUUUUUCUGUUUAGAUUCCUUAUACUUGCAUGCAUCCUUAUAUCCGUAUUCUUCCUGGUUUUCUUUGUUUUUUAUACCCGUGGUAAUUUAUUGAAAUUCCCACAAAAAUUAGACCAUAGCUUGAAAACAAUCAAUAGGAUGUAA